AUGACCAAGAGACCUGACAAGGUCAAGAAGGACAGCCGACUUAAUCUGGCAACGCCUAGGAGGAACUGGAAGCGUUUCGACUCAGUUGUUCAACAUCGGUUCAAGGGAAGAGCUGUGAAUAUAUCUAGGGACCAGGCAAGAGGGACAGUGAGAAGCAGGAAUUACAAUUCAAUAAGCCGAAGUGGAACUGGUCUCGAUGGUAAAGAUUCGGAGGCAUUAAGGUGGAUAGAAUCCAUGAUAAAAAGGGGUCGUUCUAUACUGUCGUCACUAACAGAAGAGGAAAGAGCUUUCCAAGUCGAGAUAGAGGAAGCAAGAAGACGGAAUUCAGUUCAUGAAAGAUUAGUUGAGAAUAUUCUUACUAGGGGUGAUGAGGACACAUCAAGAAAUGGCUACGGGACAGACACUUCUUUUAAGAAUAUUAAUAAUGCACUGUACAAUAGCUUUGUGGAUUCUGAAGAUGUCAAUUUGGACUACUCCAGAGAGGGGGACAUUGCUAGGAAAGCGGUAGGAAGUCCAGAUGCUCCGGCAAUGCCUGUUGAUCCGUCACGCUUGCAAUCAGAACUUUUCGGCGAAGCGUCGGAUUAUGAUGAACAGGAGCAGAGCGCUACCGAUGCGAAUGCUUCGUCGAAUUAUUCGCCACAAGAGAGUGCAAACGAUGUAGUGGAAGUUUUGAGCUCCACAAGCGAGGAAAGUGAGCUUGAUCAAGCGGAUAUAGAGGAGAAUUACAAAAGUGAAGAGGGAUGGGAUGAGGAUGCGUCGGACAGAAUUGACGAACCGGGAGAGAAUUUGAGUGAUGAGGAGCAGGAUAGUAUAACGCAACUUUCUAACCUCGAGAAAGCGGGACAUGAAUCACAGAGGGACGAUGAGGCCAUGCCAUUUAGCGACGAAGGCGACAGAGAGGAAAAGCUUGCUUCCCCAUUGAAUAGAGAAGAAGAAAAUGAGCAGGAUUUUGAAGUUUUAAGUGUUGAGGAAAAUAGCGAUAAUUACAGCAGUGACCUGGAUAAAGACGGUCGUAGUUCGGGUGCGCUACCGCGCGUUGAGCAUACAAAUGAAGAAUUGAGCGAGUCAGAUCUAGCCGAUUCGAAUGAUGAAGCUUCUACAGCUGACGUCUAUGACGCGAAUCUGCUGAGAGGCUCUUCGCCUUCUUCACCAGCUGAUAAUCGAUCACAAAGCUUCUCUCCCGAAGUACGCGGAGAGAGCUCCCAAGGUCAGAAAUCAUCAUCGAUUGAAGCCGACGAUUUCGCUGAGCUGGAUGAUAUAGACAUAUUGGGUAAUCAAGAAUCGAAUCAGCACAUUGAUGUAUCAAGUGCGGUUGACAAUCUCCAUGAUGGAUCCGAUCAUUUCAUGAACAACGAGGAUGAAAAUCAGCACGUUCUGGACGCUUUUGAUUAUAGGAUAAUAGCUCAGGAAGCUAGAAUAAGCGACGCACUGCGUAAUGUAAAACCAUCAGUGGGGCUCAAAGAAGAUGCCUUUAGCAGCCUUGAUGACAAAACAGAUGACAAUGAAGAGGAUGUUGCCAAUGAAACAGACACUGUGCAGAAAGACCAAGCGUGUAAGGAGGACCCAAUGACCGCUGUUAGGGAAGCUGAUUUUUGCAAUGAUCAGGUCGCUGGAUCGAAAAUUGUUGAUACAAAAUUGAAUUCGAAUGAUCAUUCGCCCAGCGUAAUUGAAAUCGAAAUUGAUGAGGAGGCUGUCGAACGGCAAAGGGACGACGAACUCGAUAAUUCAGAGGAUGAUCGCUCUUCGGUCAAUGAAACAACCAUAUACCAUUCUUUCAAUGGCACUCCCGAUGAAGCGCCACUAUCGCGGCAUCCCUCGCAGAACGUUCAACAAGAGAAUAUCAGAUAUCAGAUUGUUUUCGCAGAAUCUGCGUACAGUACGACUUCAUAUGAAGACAACAGCAACAUUGUGGAGCCAUUGACGGACUACGUCUCGCCUUUGGCUGAGAAUCCUUUUUCAAUGAAACAAGACGAAGACGCUUACAAAAUACUGGAGAAAACUCUAGCUUCAUUAAGCAAGAAAACAGAAGACCAGAAUGGCGAUGAUCCUUCAAGAUAUCUUGGAACAAGCGAUAGGAAAACUCCUGUCCUUGACACAGUAAUCCUCAGUGCUAGAUCUGAAGAGAAUGUUGGCGUCGAUCAGAAAACAGUUCAAUCUGAUAUUUUUUCCAACAAUUCAGACCAUUUAAAUCGAUCAAAUGAAGAAGAAGUCUCAGACUAUGUGACAGCUGUACUCGAGGCGUCGAGAAAAAUAGAAAGUAGUUCUGAAUGUGAAACCUCUGCUGUGGCUGUUGAAGAAAUAAAAUCCGAUAUUGUGAUGACAUCGCUUCCUGCAAUCCAGACUAGACCUUUAAUCGAGGUGGCCGAGUCUAUGCCGGAAACUUUGGCGCAGCAGGCCUUUGAUGGGGAAGUGCGGACUGCCAUGACUAUUGUUCCAGAGUCCGUCGGAGACACUGAUUCCUCUGAAGAUAGUCUAUCGAGUGUAGUUCAAACGAGACCUAUCAUCGAGAUUCCGUUCUUCGAUAGAAAUGAGGCCAAUAGUCUUAGUGGCAUCAAUUUCGCUGAGCAGCUUCCUUCUGUGCGCACAAGCCCACCAGGAACGCAAGAAGACGACUCAAAGCCUUCCGAGAGCGUCAGCGCUGCUUUCAUUCCCUGUGAGACAGAAAUUCCAGAUGAUCAAGAAGGUACCGUUGAAUCCGAGGCUUCUCCACCUGCCGCUUCAGCUAUGGACUCCGACCAAAACCCUCAUGAAGCUCCUAUCAAGCCUGAUUGCACCGGCAAACUCCCUGUACAAUUAGCUGCCCUAUCAUUGCCGAGAAGACUUCUAUCUUCGCCUCUACGGGCAAUAUCGUCGCUUGUUAGCGGAAUCAAGGAGGUCGGAAAUGUUGCAAGCGAUUUUGUUAAGACUCUUGACGUACUUGAUCGUGAGGAUUCCGAAAGCGAACCAGACUGCGGCGUGGACAGCGCAAGGUCUUUUGACGAUGACCAGAAAUACACUGGAAUGAGCGAAAAUAAGACUGUCCCUGACCUCACUGAAAAGAAGCUUCAGAGAAGCGAAAGUUUACAAUACCCUGAGAGCCACGAAGCAAAUAAGACAUCCAAUGUCGACGACUCUGCAAGUGAUGAAAAAGACAUUUACUUUGCUUGUUCUACCGAAAAGGAAAAUGCCACAGGUGAAGAGACAGUUAUUCAUAAUGUAAUUGAUGAUGUCGAGAGCCUUCAAGUCACUGAACAUAAUUAUGAAGACAAAGAUUCCAUGGGAGAAAACCAGCGUCCAGCUGAUCCUCGAGAGGGUAUCCAGUUUCGUGGGCCAUGCACUGCUAUUGAGAGAUCAGUUACUAUCGAAAAAACGGAUAAUGAGCAAAACGAGCAGGAGCGGGAAGAAGAUGAUCGCGGACAUAUUGAUUUAACUGAGAAGGAAGAUAUCAGGAAUCCCGAGGAACCAACCAGCCCAUCAAACCAUGACGCCGAUGAAAGCGUUGGCCCUUCGCCAGCAACCGCUCAUGAAACAAUCUCUCAUAUCCGCACAUUGCAGCAGCUGGCCGACAACGUCAAGCAUGUGUUUUCGACGCAGCAAGAUAAAACUGAAGAUAGUGACCUGCAAAGUGGAGAGACCACUACUGUUGACAAGGUAGUCAAUGUCGAGGUUGAUCGAGAGAUCGAAAUAUAUUUAGAAAAGCCUUCCCAGGACCAAGGUUCCUUGGAAUUCAAUGUUAUCCCACAUAAUGACACAUACCCAGCUGAGUCCACGAUGAUAGGUAGUACCUUCGCGUCUUUGCAAAAAGACUGUCAGUUGACAGGCCCAAAUCGCCAAGAAAUAGAACAGGAUCAGGCGCCACCUCGUUUGCUGCAUGAUCAUUCCACAGAUAAACUGCCCUCUUACCUUCCUUCUGACCCGCCAUCUGAAUCGGAAAUUGAGAAUGCUGUCGAACCAGCUGAAUUGAUGGAAGAUGCUACAAGUGCUAAGCAAAGUAAUGACCAGCCGCGGAGCAGGUCGGCAUCCAUUGAGAGUGACAAUUCGGCCGACUGCUAUAUCGCUGACCAAUCUGCGGGCGAGGACGUAAAAAGUAUACCAGUUGAAAGUGCUGACGGCUGCUCUGAUGUACGGGUACCUGUUCUUUUAGAAGCAACGCCACCUCUGGGGCUUGAAGAUACUCAAAACAAGGAGGAGGAAACCGGAAGUUCAGUUGGCGAGUCAGCAAACGCAGAGCCAGGCGAGAAGAUGCAAAGUUCAACCGCGAAGCAAACAAUCCUCGCAGCUAAGCGCAAAAGGCCUCAUGACGAUGCCAUCGAUAUUGGUCGUCAUCGUAAAAAGAAUAAGCGGCAGCUCAAAAGCAAGCGCAAGAGUAAGAAGAAGGGACGAAUCCCAUCUAGGAAACGCUGA
This is a messenger RNA of Torulaspora globosa, 4383 nucleotides long. It is a transcript of the gene ESC1, whose product is annotated as Esc1p. The record is from RefSeq and is a predicted model, not a curated record. Bases 1 to 4383 code for a protein of 1460 amino acids. Lineage: Eukaryota; Fungi; Ascomycota; Saccharomycetes; Saccharomycetales; Saccharomycetaceae. The transcript has a single exon.